Closterium sp. NIES-65 is the source of this 927-nucleotide messenger RNA. Lineage: Eukaryota; Viridiplantae; Streptophyta; Zygnematophyceae; Desmidiales; Closteriaceae. The record is from the annotation of a GenBank genome assembly.
AUGGCGAACCCUGCCGUACCCUCCCUUUGUCCCUCCACCGUCCCCCACCGUAGGGCGCACGAGCUGCGCAAGAGCGCGCCAAGCAGGUUGGGCGAGGGGCGGCUUCUGCGCUUGGGGGAAGAGCAGCUGCGCGGAGUGCGUGCGGGGCAGGGGGAAUGCGCGGGGGGUGAGGGCGUGCGGGCGGGGGUCAGCUGGCAGCCAUGCAGCAGCGCGCGCGGUGACGCGGACCCGCCGCUUCUCCGCCUCGCACUGCGCCACUUUACCUCCGCGCGCCCCGCCGCAGCCUACCCCAGCGCCUUCGGCGGAAGCAGCGCCAGCACGGGCGGCUGGGGCGGGUGGCAGCGGCGCGGAGGGCGGGGGCGGGGGAAGCGGGAGCAGGUGGCGUGGCUGGCGGAGAUGGCGCGGCACAACCCUGAGGAGGCGAUCCGCGCGUUUGAGGCGAGGCGCACAGCUGCAGGCCGUGCCAGGCGCGCUGGCGGAGUACGUGCGCGCGCUGGUGGCUGCGCUGCGCGCUCCGCCUCCCCCUUCCCCGCCUCUUCCGCGCCGCUGUCGUCCAUGCGCGCGCCUCUCCCGGGGGCGGUGGGCGCGGUGGCGGUGGAGGGCGCGCUGGGGACGGCGAGCGCGCCGCUGCACAUGGUGGCGAGCGAGGGCGCGCGCGGACACGCGUGGCGCGCGCUCAGGUCGCUGGGCACCGCCGCCCUCGUGCUCGGCGCUCUCUGGGCCAUCGCCCGCGAGCGCGAUGUGGGACGCGGGUUGGGGUUGAACGAGGAGGUGCAGCCGGCAGCGGAGAGUGACACGCGGUUCAGCGAUGUGAAGGGCGUGGAUGAGGCCAAGGCGGAACUAGAGGAGAUCGUGCACUACCUGCGCGACCCCAAGGUGCUGCACUCCCUCUCACUCUCCCCUCCCCUCCUCUGUGCUCCUUGCUAG